This is a messenger RNA of Salvia splendens (bonfire salvia), 708 nucleotides long. RefSeq lists its product as uncharacterized. Gene Ontology annotation, biological process: rRNA base methylation. The record is from RefSeq and is a predicted model, not a curated record. NCBI's taxonomy places the organism in Eukaryota, Viridiplantae, Streptophyta, Magnoliopsida, Lamiales, Lamiaceae. The annotation marks the transcript as partial. The transcript is spliced from 4 exons. Gene Ontology annotation, molecular function: rRNA (uridine-N3-)-methyltransferase activity. Gene Ontology annotation, cellular component: cytoplasm.
AUUACAUCUUCUUCUCCACUUCUUCUUUCAAUAUGCAGAGCCAUAUUAUCUUUGCCUCUCUCGAUUACCAUAUUUAAGAGUAGUAUCGUAGUGGUGGAGGAAGAGAAGUGGAUAAAGCAUUACAGCAGCCGGCAUAGCAUACUCUUAUUCGGAGAAGGAGACUUCUCCUUCUCCGCUUGUCUCGCCUUGGCCUUUGGCUCCGCCGCCAACAUCAUUGCUACAUCCCUUGAUUCUCAAGCAAUUGUGAUGAUGAAUUAUGGGAAUGCUAUGUCCAACAUAGAAGAAUUAAGGAGGAGAGAUGGAAAGGUGCUGCAUGGGAUCGAUGCUACUGAAAUGGCGAAUCAUGAACUACUCCGACAGCUUAAAUUUGAUCGCAUUAUAUUCAACUUUCCUUAUGCUGGACUUUACAAGAAGAGCAUCCCAACUGAAUCCCAGCUUAGUCUUCACAGGGAACAGGUGAGCAAGUUUCUGAUGAACGCGAGGAGUAUGAUCAUUGAAAGCGGUGAGAUUCAUAUUUCGCAUAAGACGAAUAAUUUCCAUGCCGACUUUGAUGUGGAGAGCUUUGCUUCUUCGCACGGCCUCAGACUUAUAGAGGCUGUGGCAUUUAAACGUGGUGAUUAUCCGGGCUACAACACAAAGUAUGGAUUCGGGGGUGAUGCCAACUUCGAUUGCAACCCUAGUAAAACCUUCAAAUUUGGGCUUAAUUAA